CUUCUUUGACAUUUACUGGCUCAACUUGCUCCAUCGUACAUACAAUCACCAAGCUGCGACACGUCCGAUUUAUUGCUCUUCCAGAACACAUAAUAAGCAACAAUGUCAGGCAUCAAAGUGGUCUUUGGUGCAGCCGGCGUGAACCCACCUCGCGCUUUUGGUACUACGGAGGCCGUGAAGGAAGUGUUUGAUGUUUUGGAGAAUGGCAAGUGCGAGAACAUCGACACAGCAGCGCUGUACGGCCAAAGCGAGAAGAUCCUUGGAGAGGCCGGUAUUGCCAAACACAGCUUCAUAGUCGACACGAAGCUGAAAGGAGGUUUCGAGGGAGGAGCCACCAAGGAAAAUGUUCUUGCCCAAGCGAAGAACAGCAAAGAGUUGCUCGGCACAAACGUAGACAUUCUGUACAUACAUGCCCCGGAUCACAACACCCCGCUCGAGGAGACGCUUGCUGCGGUGGAUGAGGUUCACAAGUCGGGAUUCUUCAAACGUUUCGGCUUGUCAAACUACAAGGCGGAGGAUGUUCAGAAAGUAUACGAGCAUUGCAAGGAGAAGGGCUACAUUUUGCCAUCGGUAUACCAGGGCAAUUACUCUGCAGUCGCGAGAAAGCAAGAGGAGGUCCUGUUCCCGACGCUUCGCAAACUUGGCAUGUCGUUCUACGCAUACAGCCCGCUAGCCGGAGGUUUCCUGACCAAGACCAAGGAGCAGGUCCUUGAAGGGGCGGGGCGGUUCAACAAGAACGAGCCAAUUGGUAACAUGUAUGCAACGAUGUACGCCAAGCCGUCGUACCUCGAGGCAUUGGCACAGUGGGCGGCGAUCGCGAAGGAGGAGGGCUGCUCUCAGGCAGAUCUGGCAUACAGAUGGGUGCGGUACAACUCACCGUUGAAGAAGGAGCAGGGUGACGCCAUCAUCAUCGGAGCGAGCCGGUUGGAGCAGCUCAAGGAGACGCUUGACUCGAUCAAUGGAGGUCCGUUGAGCGACGAGGCGGCCAAGAAGAUCGACGAGGUCUGGAAGACGAUUGAGCACGAGGCGCCGCUCGAUAAUUACCACAAGUAAAUAAAUGCUGCAGAAGUCAGACAGCGGACGAAACACGACAGGAUGACAA
Messenger RNA from Zymoseptoria tritici IPO323, 1102 nucleotides. RefSeq lists its product as uncharacterized. Bases 103 to 1053 code for a protein of 316 amino acids. The transcript has 2 exons. NCBI's taxonomy places the organism in Eukaryota, Fungi, Ascomycota, Dothideomycetes, Mycosphaerellales, Mycosphaerellaceae. The record is from RefSeq and is a predicted model, not a curated record.